UCUGACGGGCACGGCGCACCUCCGCAGCUCGCUGCGCCGGGAGGGCUGCGGGCACCGCGCACCUCCCCACAGGGCACAAUACAGAACUAUGAUAGCAACUGGAGGAGUCAUAACAGGACUGGCUGCCUUAAAAAGGCAAGACUCUGCCAGAUCUCAGCAACAUGUAAAUCUUGCUGGAGUACCAGUUCCUGAGGAGAAGAAACCAGUUAGACGCCGGCCCAGGACAGAUGUAGUAAUUGUCAGGGGCAAAAUCCGUCUCUAUUCUCCAUCGGGAUUCUUUCUUGUUUUGGGAGUGCUUAUUGCAUUCUUUGGAAUUGCAAUGGCCAUCCUUGGCUACUGGCCCCAGAAGGAACAGCUGUUAGCAUCUGAAGACAAUCCAUCUGUAAAUGAAACCCGGACCUCGAGAAGCCAAGGGAGCAUUUUACUUCGCUUCUUUGAACAGCACAUGCACUCAGAUAAGAUGAAAAUGCUGGGCCCUUUCACUAUGGGCAUUGGGAUCUUCAUUUUUAUUUGUGCAAAUGCCAUUCUGCAUGAAAACCGUGACAAAGAAACAAAAAUAAUACACAUGAGAGACAUAUACUCCACUGUAAUAGACAUCCACACCCUGAAGAUCAGGGAACAAAAGCAGCUGAGCGGUGCCUACACUGGCUUGUUGGGGGAAGGAGAGCUCCGGCACAGUGGGAGCUCCUGUGCGUCACAGCUGGCUGCGAACACGGUUGCGCCUUUCUCUGGCUUCAAGAGUAAUCUUAGAAUGGAUAGUUCUGCUGAAGAAGAUGAGAUUACCCUAAAUGAAGAUAGGACCACUAGUAGCCUCCUGCCACCUCUGCUGGCUGAGCAGUCUGGUUCAGUCUUUGGACUUUACCCUCACUCCAGCAAGGCUUCAGAUGACAAAAGCACUAACUCUAUAAAGUGUGAAACAAAAUCCAUUGUAUCUUCUUCCAUUAGUGCUUUCACACUUCCAGUAAUUAAACUGAAUAACUGUGUUAUUGAUGAACCCAGUAUAGACAACAUAACUGAGGACUCAGAGAUCACCAGGGGUCAGUCUAGAAAUCUGUCAAUGGAUUCUCUGGCCAUUCCACUAACUGAUACCAAUGAAUCCUACAGACCGGCCGCCUCCGUGCUGCCACGACACAAUUCAUUUGUGGACACUCCAUCCGAUCCCUUCAAAUCUUCCAUGGCUCUCGGACCAAGCACAGGGAAGCUAUUAUCUCCUGGUGCUGCCAGGAAGCAGUUUGGUUCCAACACAUCUUUGCAUCUUCUGUCUUCACAUUCUAAGUCCCUGGACUUGGACAGAGGUCCGUCUACGCUCACUGUCCAAGCUGAACAAAGGAAACACCCCAGCUGGCCCAGACUGGAUCGGAGCAACAGUAAAGGCUAUAUGAAACUAGAAAACAAGGAGGACCCAAUGGAUAGGUUACUUGUGCCACAAGCAGCAGCCAAGAAAGACUUUACUAAUAAGGAAAAGCUUCUUAUGAUAUCAAGAUCUCAUAAUAAUUUGAGUUUUGAACAUGAUGAGUUUUUGAGUAACAACCUGAAGCGAGGAACUUCUGAAACAAGAUUUUAGUAUUUAAAUUGCAAUUUAGAAGAUGUAAUAUGGUGUUUUUUAAAAAAGCGUUUUGACAAGUGUUUCCUUUUCAGUGAGACUGUACGAGCCUGUUCUUAACCAAAUGCUUAAUAACUCAUUAAAAUUGGCUUGUGCAAACAGAGGUAUUCAUCUUUGUAAUACCAAGUUUCUUGUCUUAGUAACAAUCGGCUGCAAUACUGUACAUUAUCAUUGCUUGGUCAGUUUUGUUAUGACUUACUCCAAUUAUUUCCAAGUCACUAUUUCUUUUGUUCUAUAUACACAUGUUACUUUUCACCUUUUUCAAUUUGACUCAAGGAGACUGCAUUAGGGGAAAAAAGCUCAAUUUACCUGUAAUUUCUCUUGAGUUAAAGACUGCAAGAGACUGAAAGCAGUGGUCUUGUGGUCUAGAAUGGGAAGUGAUCAGGAGCACGUACUGGAAUUGUCAAAUCCAGGCCUUUAUUCCUAGGUGUUGUCUUUCACAUGCAGUACAUCUCAGUAACUGCAGUCUUGCCAUUGUCAUUGUGAGAAACUUGUUUACAUACUGGGGUGGGUGGAUAGAAAAGAGUGGAUAUAAUUAAACCAUUUUUGUGAAUUCACUGUAAUUGAUCAAGCUGAAUACCAGUGUUGUGAAUUAUUAACUAUGCUUUGUACAGUAAUCUUUCUACAUCCAUUGUAAUUUAAUCCUGUAAUUCUGGAAGAGCAUAUAUAAAGUAAGAAAUGUGAAAUUUUUUUCUGGGAUUAAGUCUCUAAACUACUUUGAUUGGCAACAGUUUUAAAAUCAAAAUAGAAAGAUUCAAUUAAAAUCUUAGGAAGAUUAUGAAUGCCAACAGGAUUUUAGAAAUAUGGUGUAUAAUAAGAUGAUACUGUUAACUUGCAUCUGAAGACAAUAAUGGAGAAUGAAUAUAUUGCCUCUCAUUACAAUAACAAGAUGCUAAAUAACUAGAUCUCUGUGUUCAAAAUACUGAUACAAAGCAUACAAUUCAAUAUUCUAACAUAGUAUGAAAGUCCCUUGCCUAAAUUUUGAUUUAUAUAUUUCACAUAAUAAUUGAUGUGAUGGUUUACCGAAGGCUUAGCUGUGUCAAUUUGCAUUACAAGAUUUUGCAAAAGGAGCUGACUUUUCAAACAGUGUUUUUCUCAGCAAAACAGGCUUCACAGUUGACAGUUGUAGGCUAUUGCUAAAGAAAAGGAGAAUUGGGAUGUGCAUAUCAGAAGGUUUUAAUGUAUGUCAUUGCUGUUUAGGCCAUGAUCCUGCCAUUACAGCCACACUAGAGAAUGUCCCUUCAAAGCUGCAAGGCUCACCCAACAGGAUGUUGGUCAUAAUUGGUUGGAUUUGAUAUAUUCACUUACUCUGAAUACUCAGGAAUUAUUUUUAAUGGCUUUUCCCAAAAAGAAUCAAGCUUGUUAAAAUGUUGUAAUUUCUCAAUUACUUAGAUUAUGAAAGAUGGAGGAUAAAAUACAGUCUCUUUUUUUCUUAUUUUUUUUUUAAAUUUAAUAUUUGGCUCUGUAUUUCAACUGCGCGAUGUUUAUGUACCAGGAGCGUUACUUGCUCAGUGAUUUGAGGCAUAGUGUUAACUGUUAGAACCUCAAGACUAUAUAUUGUAACAGAGUUGGCUAAAUAUUUUGCUAUGAAGCU
Pseudopodoces humilis (Tibetan ground-tit) is the source of this 3197-nucleotide messenger RNA. RefSeq names its product transmembrane protein 200A (gene TMEM200A). NCBI's taxonomy places the organism in Eukaryota, Metazoa, Chordata, Aves, Passeriformes, Paridae. The record is from RefSeq and is a predicted model, not a curated record.